AUGAAACGAGGGAGGAAAACUAAUGAGGCCAACAGCAGUUCAUCAGAAGAGACAGCUGAGGGAGAAUCCAAGAGACACAAGGUUUUAGACGAGGAAUCCAGGGUUGUGCAGAGUCCUGACUGGGCAAACCUGCUUCAAGACAUUAUCCUGCAGGUGUUUCAGUAUUUGCCUCUUCUGGAUCGUGCUCACGCAUCACAGGUUUGCCGAAGCUGGAACCAGGUGUUUCAUAUGCCUGAUCUCUGGAGGUGUUUCGAAUUUGAACUGAAUCAACCAGCUACAUCUUACUUGAGGGCUACGCAUCCUGAGCUGAUCAAGCAAAUAAUAAAGAGGCAUUCCAAUCAUCUGCAGUAUGUAAGCUUCAAGGUGGACAGUAGCAAGGAAUCUGCAGAAGCAGCUUGUGAUAUUUUAUCACAGCUUGUGAAUUGCUCUCUGAAAACACUUGGGCUAAUUUCAACUGCCCGGCCAAGCUUCAUGGACCUACCAAAGUCUCACUUUAUUUCUGCACUGACAGUGGUGUUUGUAAACUCCAAAUCCCUCUCUUCGCUUAAGAUUGACGACACACCCGUAGAUGAUCCGUCUCUCAAAGUCUUAGUGGCUAACAACAGUGACACGCUCAAACUGUUGAAAAUGAGCAGUUGUCCUCAUGUUUCUCCAGCUGGUAUCCUUUGUGUGGCUGACCAGUGUCAUGGCUUACGUGAGCUGGCGCUGAACUAUCACCUGCUGAGCGACGACCUUCUCCUUGCUUUGUCUUCUGAAAAGCAUGUCAGGCUAGAACACUUGCGCAUUGACGUGGUCAGUGAAAACCCCGGACAGACUCAGUUCCACACGAUUCAGAAGAGCAGCUGGGACGCUUUCAUCAAGCAUUCUCCUAAAGUAAAUUUAGUGAUGUACUUUUUCUUGUACGAAGAGGAGUUUGACCCGUUCUUCCGUUACGAAAUACCCGUCACUCACCUUUACUUCGGAAGAUCGGUAAGCAAAGACGUCCUUGGCCGCGUCGGGAUGACAUGUCCUCGCUUAGUGGAACUGGUGGUGUGCGCCAACGGAUUGCGGCCGCUGGACGAGGAGCUGAUCCGUAUCGCGGAACGUUGCAAGUACCUGUCGGCCGUCGGCCUAGGAGAAUGUGAAGUCUCUUGCAGUGCCUUCGUCGAGUUUGUGAAGAUGUGUGGCGGUCGUCUCUCUCAGCUUUCCAUUAUGGAGGAAGUUCUGAUUCCUGAUCAGAAGUACAGCUUAGAGCAGAUUCACUGGGAAGUUUCGAAGCAUCUCGGUAGAGUCUGGUUUCCAGACAUGAUGCCCACGUGGUAAAGUCCUUUAAAAGA
Molecule: messenger RNA, 1316 nt
Organism: Apaloderma vittatum (bar-tailed trogon)
Lineage: Eukaryota; Metazoa; Chordata; Aves; Trogoniformes; Trogonidae
Gene: FBXL3
Product: F-box and leucine-rich repeat protein 3
Exons: 4
Coding region: 1-1302 (433 amino acids)
Biological process (GO): entrainment of circadian clock by photoperiod; regulation of cell cycle; G2/M transition of mitotic cell cycle
Cellular component (GO): SCF ubiquitin ligase complex; cytosol; nucleus
Molecular function (GO): protein binding
Source: RefSeq, a predicted model, not a curated record